Molecule: messenger RNA, 4493 nt
Organism: Triticum urartu
Lineage: Eukaryota; Viridiplantae; Streptophyta; Magnoliopsida; Poales; Poaceae
Source: RefSeq, a predicted model, not a curated record
UAAUAAUGCAUCGGGAGGAUUUCUCUGCGCAAGAAAGAUUGCACUAUCUGUCUAGAUGAUGAGGUGGGCACAUUAGGUACAACAAUUUGUAUACUCAAAUUAGGACUGGCAUAAGUCAAUAGGAUCCCCUUUAUCAAAAAAAAAAAGUAUGACUGUCUUGGCCUAAUCUAUGCAUCAUUGGGCAGUUGGCAGUGACGAAUGCUUACAACUAAAUUACUACACAGCAAUGAAUUAAUACUAAGCAGCUCGCCAGUCUCUUUCACAAGACUAAGCACACCAUCGCAGCUCGCCGCCUUUGUUGAAUAGGCUGUUUGUUUUACCCUGCAUUUUUUCUAUACUAGAGAAGCAGAGGAGGGGGACUAGUUUCUACCACCUAGUGUUGUCUCUCUGGGUAUCCAUCCAGUGCUUUAUGUGCUCUCUUGCUUGUAUCCAGUAGGCAGGUAAGGCAUCAGGAAUUCAAGAAGAGAAUUUGAAGAUAUUGUUCGCCCUAUUCUCUCCCGUUGAUCGCGAUGGUCCGGUGGAGAUAGGAAACAGUUUGUGGAUCUGUGCUAACACGCACCGUGCCUCUCUCCUCUUGCAGCACGCUCAUCAGUGCCUUAUCAGUUUAGUUACUGACCCAUAUUCAGGUGAUGGCAGCAUGGUUUUAUUCUUGGUGAUUUGAUUGAUUUUCUUCUCUUCUCUAUUUUUAUCCUGGCCUGCGCUCAACCUUGUGAGGUCUUGAAAGCAGUGAUGGGUUGAUCGAAGCAAACCGUGUCUUCAAGGUCAUCAAUAUUGAUUCCUACUGUCGAUGGUUUUUUCCCUGUUGGAAGACUGCUUUCUAAGGUCAACCUGAUGUUUUUGGUGGGCCUCCUGAGCUGAGUUUCUCAGAGCAAUGGCAACCAUACUAGAAUCUUUGCUUGGGUCAUGUGCCAAUAAGUUGCAAAAUAUUAUUAGUGAUGAGGCCAUACUAAUCCUAGGGGUGGAAGAAGAGCUUGCAGAAGUGUUGAGACGGGUAGAACUAAUACGUUGUUGUAUAUAUGAUGCUGAGAAAAGGAGGACAAAAGAGCUUGCAGUGAACAAUUGGCUUGGUCAACUGAGAGAUGUUAUAUAUGAUGUUGAUGAAAUUUUGGACAUGGCUAGAUGCAAAGGAAGCAAACUACUGCCUGACCAUCCAUUAUCAUCAAGCAAAUCAGCUUCCUAUAAAGGACUUUCAGUUUCCUCUUGCUUUUGUAACAUCGGGUCACGCCACGAUAUUGCUGUUCGGAUUAGAAGUCUGAACAAAAGGAUAGAGAACAUUUCAAAAGAUACAACAUUUUUAACAUUCAGCAGUAGUUCACAACCUACUGGAAAUGGUCCAACAACCAAAUUGAUAAGAAGUUCCAACCUUGUUGAGCCCAACCUUGUGGGUAAGGAGAUCAUAUAUUCAAGCAAGAAGUUGGUAGACUUAGCACUUGCUCACAAGGCAAAUAAGUCUUAUAAGCUUGCUAUUGUUGGAACAGGAGGAGUUGGUAAGACAACACUAGCUCAGAAAAUAUUCAAUGACCAAAAAAUAAAAGGAAGCUUCAAGCUACAGGCAUGGAUUUGUGUUUCGCGGGACUACAAUGAAAUAACUGUUCUAAAAGAGGUUCUUCGAAAUAUUGGUGUGUAUCAUGAGCAAGGCGAAACCAUAGCAGAACUGCAGAGAAAGCUUGCAGAAACAGUUGAAGGGAAGAGUUUCUUUCUGGUUUUAGAUGACGUGUGGCAUCCCAAUGUCUGGAUGGAUUUAUUAAGAACCCCAUUCCAUACAACAAAUUCUGGAGUAAUAUUGGUAACCACGCGAGAUGAUCAAAUUGCAAUGAGAAUAGGCAUACAACAUACCCAUCAAGUUGAUCUCAUGUCAGCAGAGGUGGGAUGGGAGCUACUUUGGAAGAGCAUGAACAUUGCCGAAGAGAAAGAAGUGCAUAAUUUGAGAAACACAGGCAAGGAGAUUGUUGAUAAAUGUGUUCGCCUCCCUCUUGCAAUUAAGGUUACUGCUAGUGCUUUGGCAAGCAAAGAUCUAACCGAGAAUGAGUGGAGAAAGUUUUUAGGCAAAUACUCUGGCUCCCAGGGGAUGCUCUCUGAUGAAAUAGAAGGCACUCUAUACCUAAGCUAUGAUGAGUUACCGCAUCGUCUGAAACAGUGUUUCCUUUACUGUGCUUUGUAUACUGAAGAUUCUAUCAUUUACCGUGGUGUAGUUACAAAGUUAUGGAUUGCUGAAGGCUUCAUUGAGGAGCAACAAGGCCAGCUACUAGAACACACAGCAGAAGAGUACUACUAUGAGCUAAUCCAUCGGAAUCUCCUCCAACCAGAUGGCACAAUUUUUAACCAGGCUCAAUGCAGAAUGCAUGACCUCUUAAGACAGCUUGCUUGCAAAUUAUCACGGGACGAAUGCUUUAUUGGAGACGCUGAAACAUUGAGGGGUGAGAAUAUGUCAAAAUUGCGACGCCUUUCUGUUGUCAAUAAGAAGGAUAAAUUAGUGUUAACUAGCAUGGAUAACAUGGUAGUUAAGGUGAGGACAUUCCUUGCUUUUUAUGGUCCAUGGAAAAUUGAGGAUACAUUCUUCAAGAGAUUUCUACUUCUUCGUGUUCUGGCCCUGAAUUACUCAAUUGUGCAAAACAUUCCAGAUUAUAUAGGAAAAUUGAUCCAUCUACGCCUACUUGAUCUUGGUCAUACGGGCAUAUCUCAUCUUCCAGAAUCCAUUGGAUCCCUAAAGAACCUUCAAGUAUUGAGCUUGAUAAAUUGUUAUGCUCUGCAGAGUCUUCCGUCGGCGAUGACCCAAUUGUGCAAUCUACGAUGUCUUCGUCUUACUGGUACAAAAGUAAAUCAGGUUCCAAAAGGGAUAGGAGAAUUAAAUUUGCUCACUGAAUUACGCGGAUUUCUUGUCGGCGACAUAAGUGAUAAUGCUGAUGUACAAGAUGGGUGGAAGUUGGAAGAGUUGUCUUCUUUGCCGCAAAUGAUGUAUCUUAAUCUUGUUAAAUUGGAAAGAACGGCUCAUUUUCAUACAAAUGUAGUGCUGGAGGACAAAAAACAUCUAAAAGAAUUGGUGCUAGAGUGGACCACACAUGGAGAGGGACCAUAUUCAGAAGAUGUUUGCAAUGCUGAGAAGGUCUUUGAGCUGCUAGUACCUCCAUGCAACUUGGAAACCCUCUAUAUCUUUGGAUUCUUUGGUCAGAGGUAUCCCACGUGGUUUGGUACCACCUGUUUGUCUUCAGUAACACACUUGUUCCUAAAAAAUCUACAAUCAUGCGUGGAUCUUCCACCGGUCGGACAGCUACCAAACUUGAAGUUUCUGAGAAUUGAUGGAGCACAUGUAGUUACCAAGGUUGGACCUGAAUUUGUUGGCUACAGGGUGGGUGAACCCAUAAGCAAUGAGUUCAUUGCUUUCCCUAAACUUGAAUGGUUCUUCGUCAAGGAUAUGCCCAACUGGGAGGAGUGGUCUUUUUUUAAGGAAGUGGAAAAUGUUGUUGAUGAAGGAGGAGACGAUGGUGGUGAUGAGAUUCGUAACGGUGAUGCCCAAUCUAUACGAUUGCAACUGCUGCCUCGUUUGGUGAAGUUGAAAGUCGAAGGUUGCCCAAAGCUGAGUGCUCUCCCGCGACAGCUUGGCGAGGACACCGCCAGCUUAAAGGAGCUCUUGUUAAUUGGAGCGAACAGCUUGAAGGCCGUGGAUGACCUCCCAGUGCUUGAGCUCCUUGUGAUUGAGGAUUGUGAAGGCAUGGAGAAGGUCUCCAACCUCCCUGAAGUGUCAAAACUACAAGUACGUGGUUGUCCAAACUUAAGCCAUGUAGAGGGGUUGGGCAAUUUGCAGCAGCUGGGGUUGGGCGAGGAUAUGCAGGAGAUAUCUUCCCGUUGGGUGCCUGGGCUUCAAAACCAGCGCCAGCGACUUCAUGGCGAAGACCUGGAUGUCUACACACUAUCUACCGGUUAGAUGGCAAGGAAAGCACAAGGACCGGUGCCACAGCUCGCUUCGACAGGCAAAACGCACGUGACACAUACUAAGCCUGUCAAUGGAAGUGGUUGGUGGAUGGGCCAUGCUGCUAAGCUGACAGAGCUGACAGAGCUGCAGACUGAACACGGCACGACGUGUGCAUGAAUUUCGGGAGGUCAAUGAUGGGAACCUCAGCGGAGAGCAGAAAUGCAGAAGAUGACUAAGGCAGAGGCGCGCAGCCGCACUUUGAAGUAGCUGUCUGUGGAAAAAGCAUCAAGUAUGAAGGGCAAGCUCUGUUCUCUGCAACCGGAAUAUUAGAUUAUUUAGACUGCUGGCUGUGAUUAAACUGAAGCGAGGUGUGUCUUUUGUGUAGUACUAACUUUGUAUUAAAUCAGCCACACUUAUCUGGGGGCAGAGGGAAUAUUUGUUUACGCAUGGAUGGUCCCACAUGGAUGAUCCAUCUUGUGCUUAGGACAAAGGUUAAUCAACGGCUGCACUAAAAGACAAACCGCAAUCACCAUAAGUUUGUAGUGUUCUUCUUUUUUCACUGCACGCAAUUAAGUUUGUGAUC